Messenger RNA from Odobenus rosmarus divergens (Pacific walrus), 3408 nucleotides. RefSeq names its product zinc finger, CCHC domain containing 2 (gene ZCCHC2). The transcript is spliced from 14 exons. The record is from RefSeq and is a predicted model, not a curated record. NCBI's taxonomy places the organism in Eukaryota, Metazoa, Chordata, Mammalia, Carnivora, Odobenidae. The annotation marks the transcript as partial. Gene Ontology annotation, molecular function: phosphatidylinositol binding; nucleic acid binding; zinc ion binding.
GGCCCCCCGCCGCCGCCGCCGCCACCGCCGCCUGCGUCUCCGCCACCGCCCAGGGGGCUAGGGCCGCCUGUUGCUGGCGGAGCAGCGGCGGGGGCGGGCAUGCCGGGUGGCGGCGGCUGCGGGCCCGCGGCGGCGCUGCGCGAGCAGGAGCGAGUGUACGAGUGGUUUGGGCUGGUGCUGGGCUCGGCGCAGCGCCUGGAGUUCAUGUGCGGGCUGCUGGACCUGUGCAACCCGCUGGAGCUGCGCUUCCUCGGCUCGUGCCUGGAGGACCUGGCGCGAAAGGACUACCACUACCUGCGCGACUCAGAGGCCAAGGCCAACGGCCUCUCGGACCCGGGGCCGCUGGCCGAUUUCCGAGAGCCGGCCGUGCGCUCGCGCCUCAUCGUCUACCUGGCGCUGCUGGGCUCGGAGAACCGUGAGGCCGCCGGCCGCCUGCACCGCCUCCUGCCCCAGGUGGACUCGGUGCUCAAGAGCCUGCGCGCGGUUCGGGGUGAGGGUUCGCGGGGAGGCGCGGAGGACGAGCCCGGCGAGCGCCGGGAGGACGGCGAAGGCGAGGAGGACGCGGAGAAGGACGGUUCCGGCCCGGAAGGCAGCGGCGCCGAGCCCCGGCCCGGCGGCGGGCUGGGCUUCAGGGCGCAGGAGGAACUGCUGCUGCUCUUCACCAUGGCUUCGCUGCACCCGGCGUUCUCCUUCCACCAGCGGGUCACCCUGAGGGAGCACUUGGAGAGGCUCCGCACUGCGCUCCGCGGGGGCCCCGAGGACGCAGAGGUGGAGGUGGAGCCGUGCAACUUUGCCAGCCCCCGGGCCCAGAAUGAUUCUGCUCAUGGUGAUUACACGCAAAGUAAUGAGGCCAGUUUACUAGAACAAGCCCCAAUACCUCAUGAUGGACUUCCUGUGGCACCUCAUAGAACCCAGCGAGAAGCCGUGCACAUUGAGAAGAUAAUGUUGAAAGGAGUCCAGAGAAGAAGGGCUGACAAAUACUGGGAGUACACCUUCAAAGUAAACUGGUCUGAUCUUUCAGUCACAACAGUAACAAAAACCCACCAAGAACUACAGGAAUUUCUACUGAAGCUCCCAAAGGAAGUGUCUUCAGAGACUUUUGACAAGACCAUCUUAAGAGCCCUGAAUCAGGGUUCAUUGAAAAGGGAAGAACGGCGACAUCCUGACCUAGAGCCCAUCCUAAGGCAGCUAUUUUCCACGUCAUCCCAAGCUUUCCUGCAGAGUCAGCGGGUGCACAGCUUCUUUCAGGCCGUACCAGCGGACCCCCUGCACAGCCUCAAUAACUUACAAUCCUCUCUGAAGACUUCUAAAAUCUUAGAACACUUAAAGGAAGACAGUUCGGAAGCCUCAAGUCAAGAAGAAGACGUGUUACAGCACACCAUAAUCCACAAGAAACAUACCGGGAAAAGUCCCCUCGUGAACACUGUCGGUACAAGUUGUUCUCCACUGGAUGGGCUCACCAUGCAAUAUUCCGAACAGAAUGGACUCGUGGAUUGGAGGAAGCAAAGCCGUACCGCCAUUCAGCACCCGGAGCACUGUGUGGCCUUAGCUGACCAGCAUUCAACUGAGAAACGAGGCUUAUCAUCAAUAAAUAAGAAGAAAGGAAAGCCACAAAUAGAAAAGGAGAAAACGAUGAAAACUGACAACAGAUUGAAUAGUAGAAUAAACGGUAUUAGACUCUCUGCUUCUCAACAUGCCCAUGGUGGUUCUGUGAAAGAUGUGAAUUUGGACAUUGGAUCUGGACAUGACACAUGUGGAGAAACCUCUUCAGAGAGUUACAGUUCUCCUUCUAGCCCCCGACAUGAUGGAAGAGAAAGCUUUGAAAGUGAAGAAGAAAAAGACAGAGACACAGACAGCAAUUCUGAGGAUUCUGGGAAUCCGUCAACAACCAGGUUUACAGGCUAUGGUUCUGUCAACCAGACCGUCACUGUCCAGCCGCCUGUUCAGAUUGCUUCAUUAGGAAGCGACAACGGAGGCCUUUUAGAAGAUCCCCUCACUGCACCCAAGUAUCAGCAUAUUUCUUUUAUGCCAACUUUACACUGUGUCAUGCACAAUGGUGCCCAGAAGUCUGACGUUGUUGUUCCUCCACCCAAAUCUGCCGAUGGCAAGACAAUAGGGAUGCUUGUUCCCAGUCCUGUUGCUAUUUCUGCAAUAAGGGAAUCCACAAAUUCCACCCCUGUUGGAAUCCUGGGGCCAGCAGCUUCUACUGGAGAAUCCGAAAAGCACCUUGAAUUACUGGCUUCCCCUUUACCUCUUCCAUCAGCCUUCCUCCCCCACAGCAGCGCCCCCGCUUUGCACCUCACAAUCCAGAGGCUAAAGUUGCCGCCACCGCAGGGGUCUUCAGAGAGUUGCCCAGUUAACAUCCCACAGCAGCCCCCCGCAAGUCUGAGCAUCGGAUCACCAAACACUGCCUUUCUUCCUGUCCACAGCCCAGGUAGUUUUCCGGGAUCUCCUGUCGCUACCACGGACCCCCUCACAAAAUCUGCAUCCCAGGUGGUAGGACUCAAUCAAAUGGUGCCUCAAAUCGAGGGAAACACUGGGACCGUCCCUCAGCCUACCAAUGUGAAGGUAGUUCUCCCAGCAGCCGGCCUGUCGGCCGCCCAGCCACCAGCUUCCUACCCCUUGCCAGGCUCUCCCCUCGCCGCCAGUGUGUUGCCCAGCCAGAAUUCCAGCGUGCUCAGCACGGCGGCCACGUCGGCCCAGUCGGCGGGGGCGGGCAUCAGUCAGGCCCAGCCUGCUGCGCCGCCCGCCGUCCCCACCCACACCCCAGGCCCCGCCCCCAGCCCGAGCCCCGCACUGACACACAGUACUGCGCAGAGUGACAGCACGUCUUACAUCAGUGCUGUGGGAAACACGAACGCUAACGGGACAGUAUUGCCGCCACAGCAGAUGGGCUCGGGUCCUUGUGGUUCUUGUGGGCGCAGGUGCAGCUGUGGGACCAAUGGCAACCUUCAGCUAAAUAGUUACUACUAUCCUAACCCGAUGCCCGGACCAGUGUACCGAGUCCCGUCGUUCUUUACUCUGCCAUCCAUCUGCAAUGGCAGCUACCUCAAUCAAGCACAUCAGAGCAACGGAAACCAACUUCCUUUUUUUCUGCCUCAGACUCCAUAUGCAAAUGGACUGGUGCAUGACCCAGUCAUGGGGAGCCAAGCCAACUAUGGCAUGCAACAAAUGGCGGGAUUUGGGAGAUUCUAUCCUGUCUAUCCAGCACCUAAUGUAGUUGCCAACACGAGCGGUUCGGGGCCCAAGAAGAACGGGAACGUGUCAUGUUACAACUGUGGCGUAAGCGGACACUACGCACAGGAGUGCAAGCAGUCGUCCAUGGAGGCCAGUCAACAAGGCACUUACAGACUGAGAUACGCACCUCCCCUCCCCCCUUCUAAUGAUACGUUGGAUUCUGCAGACUGA